AUGCUUCCUGUCCGGCCAGGACUUUCUCGCCAGCUCUCCGCAGCCGCAAUGCAGGUUCCCAUGAUCAGCGCGCCUCAGAAGCAGACCAACGAAAUCGACUGGGUCGCUCCGCUCAAGCAGCACAUCCGCAGUGCAUAUGGCGAUGAUCCAGAAUCCUACAAUGAGGAAUGUGACGCCUUGAAUCGUCUCCGCCAGGAUAUGCGCGGAGCGGGGCGAGAUAGCGCGGCGGGACGAGAUCUGCUGUAUAGAUACUAUGGACAGCUGGAGUUGCUCGAUCUUCGCUUUCCCGUGGACGAGAACCACAUCAAGAUCAGCUUCACUUGGUUCGAUGCUUUCACACACAAACCUACAAGUCAGUUCUCGUUGGCGUAUGAAAAGGCCAGCAUCAUUUUCAACAUAUCCGCGGUGUUAUCAUGCCAUGCUGCGAACCAAAAUCGUCACGAGGAUACCGGGUUGAAGACUGCAUAUCAUUCCUUCCAGGCUUCCGCGGGCAUGUUCACUUAUAUCAACGAGAAUUUCCUUCAUGCUCCUUCGACCGAUCUCAGCCGGGAGACUGUCAAGACGUUGAUCAACAUCAUGCUUGCUCAGGGCCAAGAAGUCUUCAUCGAGAAGCAGGUCAUGGAYAAGAAGAAGCCAGGACUAAUCGCAAAACUUGCCGCGCAGGCUGCAUACCUCUACGCGCAAGCCGUGGAAGGUGUGCAAGACAACGUCUCCCGUGCCAUCUUCGAACGCGUGUGGUUGUUGAUGGUGCAAAUCAAGCAACAUCACAUUGCCAGUGUGGCACAAUACUACCAAGCUGUAGCCGACUACGAAGCGAACAAGUAUGGAGAAGCCAUUGCCCGCCUCACAGCAGCGCAGAAUGCCGCCAAAGAAGCCAUCAAGCUUGCAAAUGCGUUCCCCGGAAACGUUCCUUCUAACAGUAACCUCGUUUCCGAAACGGGCGUGAUUUUGCUUGACAUGGCGAAGAAGCAGGCUGCGUCAAUCACUGAGCUGCAGGCAGAGUACAACCGAGACAACGACAUGAUCUACCACCAACCGGUGCCGUCAAUAGAGAACCUGGGAAGUAUACCCAAGUUACCAGCUGCGAAAGCAAUUCCUGUCAGUGAACUCUACCAAGGACAAGACAUCCACCGAAUCAUCGGACCGGACAUCUUCUCACGAAUCGUGCCCAUGUCAGUGACAGAAAGCGCCAGUCUAUACGACGAGGAAAAGGCAAAAGUGGGGAGAGCCGAAGCGGAAAGAGUCGAGGCCGCAGACCAAGAGCUGGUAGCUGCGUACGAUUAUCUUCGACUCCCCGGGAGUAUCGACAUCAUGAGGGGAACUGCAGAUCAGGAAGCCAUGGGUGUGGAUGGAGACUUCAGGAACUGGUGCGAGGAGCUUGCUGGGCACUCCCCAUUCAUCCCAGUCUUCGACCGGUUGAGGGAUGAUAAGGGACAGAUCCUCAACACUUUAGAUGGUUGUAUGAAGCAGUUGGACAUGGAGGAGUCUGUUUGCGAAAAGAUGCGCAGCAAGUAUGGUGCGGAAUGGACGCAACAGCCUUCUUCCCGUCUUACCCAGACUUUGCGAACUGACGCGCGCAGCUACCGUGCUGCGGUUGAGGAAGCGGCGACCAGUGACGCACAAUUAUAUGCCUCGUACCGACAGUAUGAGGGAGACAUGGAGGAGAUGCGGAGUGCUGGAGAGACGGACGAGGCCGAUGUGCUGUACCAACGUGCAAUGRCCAAAGCCGGUGCUGGCAUGAAAGGCGGCAUGAGUCCUUCUCAAGAAGGCAAUUUGCUCGACGAUGACUUUGAGAGUGAUGGCAAGGAGAGUAUUGCCGAGCAGCUGGAGCGAGUCGAAGGUAUAAURAGAACACUGUCACUUGUCAAGCGAGAUCGAACUCAGGUGCUCAAGGAUCUCAAAGAAAAGAUCCGAACAGACGACAUCUCCUCCGUCUUGAUCCUCAACAAGAAAGCGAUCACUAACCAAGAACAUGCGCUGUUCAAAACGGAACUAGAGAAGUUCCGCCCGUAUCAGGWCCGGAUUAUGCAGGCGUUGCACAAGCAAGCUUCGCUGGUCAAGGAGUUAAAGCAAGUGUACGAGAUACUGUUGGCUGACAAGAGGGUCAAAAAGGAGACUGAGAGAUAUCAUGGCUUCACAAAGCAAAGAGGCAUUGUUGUCGGGAAGUACAGGAAGGUCUGGCAAGCGUACAAAGACCUACAAGCGGGCCUCGACCGCGCUCGGCAGUUCUACGCUGAAAUGCAGGAAACUUGCGAGAGCUUGAAGAAGAAUGUUGAGGCCUUUGUUGAGAACCGCAGAAGUGAAGGUGGUCAGCUUCUCAGCUCCAUCGAGGCCUCUAAGAGUAAUGGCGCGAGUAAGGAGCAGGAGAGGCUGAACGCUGUCAUGGAGAGGAUGCGCUUGAGUGGUAGCAACUCACCCGCCCCACCUCCGCCUCCACCUUCUGCGGGCUACGACCGGGACCACAGACCCACGCCUCUGCAAAGUCAAGCAAGCUGGGGAUCUCAGCCUCCAACAUACAACCCUGCCGCGAGUCCGCCAAUAACCCCUCGAUACCCGCCCACGAAUGGCAACGGAAUGCAGAGUCCCGCACCAUAUCCGUCCUACCAACAAUCACAGCAAAACAACUCCUCAGCAGCAGGAGGGAACGGGAGCUACAACCCAAACUCAUACGGCGCGAUGAGUCCUCCAGCCCACCAGCUGCACUUCUCCCCCCCACCGUCACAGUCGCCAUAUGGAAACUUUCAACAACCACAGCAGCAAUACGUACCUCAGAAUCAACAAUCACAACCGCAGUACGGCCAGCAACCACAGUACCCUUCACAGCAACCAUCAUACCACCUGCCCGGUCCGCCGCCCGGACCGCCUCCGAACGGGGACUACAGCGCGAUGCAGGCGACACAGUAUCCUGCUGGUCCCGGCGGUUAUGCUCAUGAUCCAAGACGAUCGCAGCCUCAACAGCAGCAGAACGGUGGAUCGACGGGUGCUGAUCCAUGGGGAUCGCUGUCAAGUUGGAAGUGA
Ramularia collo-cygni is the source of this 3018-nucleotide messenger RNA. Its product is annotated as related to protein BRO1, required for normal response to nutrient limitation. Lineage: Eukaryota; Fungi; Ascomycota; Dothideomycetes; Mycosphaerellales; Mycosphaerellaceae. Gene Ontology annotation, biological process: protein transport to vacuole involved in ubiquitin-dependent protein catabolic process via the multivesicular body sorting pathway. Bases 1 to 3018 code for a protein of 1005 amino acids. Gene Ontology annotation, molecular function: protein binding. Gene Ontology annotation, cellular component: endosome. The record is from RefSeq and is a predicted model, not a curated record. The transcript is spliced from 3 exons.